Lonchura striata (white-rumped munia) is the source of this 3900-nucleotide messenger RNA. The record is from RefSeq and is a predicted model, not a curated record. NCBI's taxonomy places the organism in Eukaryota, Metazoa, Chordata, Aves, Passeriformes, Estrildidae.
CCGCCCGGGCCCGUGGCUCGGGCCCCUGCGGCGCUCCCCGCCCUGGCUCUGGUGCUGCCCGUCCGCCCGGGCCCGGUUCGCUUUCGUCUCUCGUUGCGCUGGUCACCGGCAGCGAGCCUUAUGCAUGUUACCAAUGGAGUGUAGUAUGUGGACUCACUCUGAAAAUGAUGCUGAUGACGACCUGCUAGCAAAUGUGCAGUCAUUACAGAAUCAGCUGAGGAGAACUGAAAAAAACCUACAAACUGUAGAGAAAGAGCUUUCCAGUACAGGGGAACAUUGCGGCCACUGCUUCAAUGAGGUCAUCGACGUCCCUCUGGAGGACUUUGUACAGCCCAAUUACGAUUGCCAAGGCUUUUCCAGCUGUAGGAAGAAUUCUGGGAGAACAUCUCACCAGGAUUUUCAAAGAAAAUGCAAUUCUUACUUUUUAUCCACAACUUUGGAUAAACCUGUGGAAGAAAAUGAACAACUUCAGGAGCAGUUGGAUGCCCUCCAUGAGCAAAAUGCAUCUUUGACUUCUCAGAAUCAUUACCUGAAGAACAGAGUGGAAACAAUGAACUUUGAAUUGAUGCAGUCAAGAACAAAAAUUUCAUAUCUUGAGGCUGCUUUAGCUACACAUUUAAUCAACAUCCCGAAGUUGAAAGAACAGAUUGUAAAUUUGGAAGCAGAAGUUUCAGCUCAAGAUAAAAUUCUGAAAGAUGCAGAAGAUAGACUAGAUCAAAAUCGGAAAACAGCAAUGGAAAGAGAACACAUGUUGGAAAGAUAUCAAAAAGGCUAUAAAGUUCUGAAAAUUGAGUUAAUUGAACAAAGCAAGCAAGGAAAGAGAGCACAACAGCAAAGAAAUGAAGCUUUGUUGAACGUGGAAGAGCUGACAAGAGCUUUCAUGAAGUAUAAAGCAGAAAUAACUGAAACAUUAGAAAAGGCUAAAGCUGAAGAAGUAGUCUUGGGAGAACGUUUAAUUAAUUGUGAAAAAGAAAAAGAGAAGUUGAAUGAAAAGUGUAUCAGCUACAGAAAGGAUCUAGACAUCCUAGAAGAACAGCUAAGACAAUUAAAGGAAGAGAAUCACAACACAAAAGAAGAAAUUAAAGGUUUAGAGGCAAAGAACACUGAAAUGACAUCAAUGUUGAGUCAGUCUGAUCAGAAGAUCAUCAAGCUUGAGAGUGAACUUUCUGAAAAAGGAGUAGUACUUGAAGAGAAAAAUGCUCUAUUAAGUGAAAAUGAAGAGCUGAGAGCACUUACUGCACAGCAACAUAACCACUUGAAAUUAUGUCGUCAAGAAAUAGAGGAUUCAAGGGAAGAGCUCAACAUACUAAAAACCAUUAUUUCUCAGUUGUCUUUAGGUACAUCUGAAGAGUUUAAAUGGCACCAUUUCAAACACCAGCUAUUGAGUUCCUCAGCAAAAGAAGCUACCUCUGAAUCUUGUGGUGAAUCAAGUAAACCUUUGAUUGCAGACUUAAGCAUUAAACUGGCAAUGAAAGAAGCACAAAAUCAGAAGCCUAGUGCAAACUUAACUGUCUGUACUGGAGCUGAGCAUCUUUCUAACGGUAUUGAAGGACAAGAAAGCAGCAGGUUAUGUGACCUGGAAACAGAACCUGUCAAAUUGAUCAGAAAUCCAGGAGAGAGGGGAAAAUGUCAAGAGUUGGAACUUAUAAGCAAACAGUUUGAAAAGGUGAGGCAAAAAUUCCAGAAAGAGAUAGAAGAGCUGCGCACUAAACUGAUAAAAGCAGAUGAUGAGAAUUCUGCCUUGAGGACCAGCAUGGCUCAAAGAACCAGUCAGUUUCAAAUCAUACAGGAAGACCUAUUGAAGAAGGCUUCAAAAACUAGUAACUUAGAGAGAGAAAUAAGAAAGAAGUCUUCUCAGCUUUCUGCACUUGAGAAACAGUUGGAAGAAAAGACUAUUGCUUAUUCCACUGUUGCAGAAAGAAAUACUGAGUUGGAACUGGAACUCAUGGGAAAAAACAGAUGCAUUCAUGAGCUGGAAACAACUAUCAGUGAAGAACAUGAGAAAAUAACUUCUGCUUUUGAAAAUGAAAAGUUGCUUCACCUCGAGCAGCACAAAGAAAUGGAGAAACAAAUUGCUCUACUUCGGACACAGCUGGAGAAGAAACAGCAACAAUUAAUUGAACAAGAUAAAAUAAUAUCUAUUUUACAACAAGAGGUUAUACACAAACAGCAUCACAUUGAAUCAUUGGAUGGGCUGCUAAUAGGAAACAGAGAGGAAAUGGAAAAUCAAAAUGUCAAGAAAGAUCAAGGACUGAAGAUGCUGGAAAGUCAGUUAACAGAAGAAAAACUCAAAGUACGACAACUUGAGUCAGCACUAAAGGUAUGUAAGGAAGAAGUUGCACUGUAUUUGAGUCAGUCACAAGAAAAUAAGGAGCUGUUUGAAAAUCAGCUGAAGGAAAGGUCUGAAGAGCUUCAUUAUUUACAGAAAGAAAUAAAAAUUAAAGGUCAGACUAUUCAGGACAUGAGUGAACAAAAUAUUCUCCUGCAACAAACUUUGCAUCAUCAGCAGCAAAUGUUACAGCAAGAAACUAUUAGAAAUGGGGAGUUGGAAGAUACUCAAAUUAAACUUGAAAAACAGGUAUCCAAUUUGGAAAAAGAGCUUCAGAAGCAGAAAGCAUGUGCAGAAGAUGAGUUGAGAAAGGUGGAGGAGAAACUGUGCCUAGCUGCUCAGGAAGCAGACUUAAACAGAGAGAAGGUGGAUGAACUGAAUUGUACAAUAAGACAGAUUAAAUUGGAGAUGGAUCAGUGCAAGAAUGAACUUACUGGCAUGGAAAAAGAAAUAGUGCAAUUACAACGAGAUGGUGCAAACAAAGCACUGCAGAUAAAUCAGUUGGAUAUCACUCUGGAAGAAGCAAGAUCAGAGCUCAAUAGAAAGGCAAAUGAGGUGAAUGAUUUUGAAGAUAAGCUGCUUCAAAGUGAGACUUGCCACAGGAAAGCUUUACAGAAAAUAGCAGAACUGGAAUCUGCAUUGCAGAAUGCCUGUGGGGAAUUAAAGAUCACUUUAACACAGCUUCAGGAGUUGCAAGGUGCAUUACAGAAUGCACAGUCCUCUCUGGAGGAGAAGAACAUUGCUAUCAUGGAUCUAACAACUGAGCUCAGGUAUUGUAAGGAUGAAAUUGAAGACAAAAAGCAGGAACUCCUUGACAUGGACCAAGCACUGAAAGAAAGGAAUUGGGAACUGAAACAAAGAGUAGCUCAGAUUACACAAUUGGAUAUGGCAGUUCGUGAGCAUAAGGGAGAAAUGGAGCAACAAAUAAUUCAAUUACAGUGUAAUUUAGAGAAGUCAGAGUUGGAAAUUAAGGAAUGCAAUAAACAGAUUGAGAGCUUAGAGAAGAAACUCCAGCAUUCUAAAGAUGAGCUUCGUGAAAAAGAGUUUGAAUUGCUCCAGAGAGAUCAGGAAAUAAAUCAGCUGAAGAGAAAAAAAUGAAAGAAAACAACAUAGCCUGGAAACUCUUGGGAAGGUGUGAGAACUGUGAAGGAAUGACUGCUGCUGCCCAUUGGACAAGGAGCAACCCAGGAAUGCUGUUGCUGCCAUUGUGACUGCAUUCAAAGAGGACAUUUUAAAGUUGUAUUUGUAAAUAAGGCAUGUAGUUAUUUGUACUGAAGCAGAUGACAACCUUUUUAUUUUUCCAAUUGUUAUUAUUGCCUUCAUAUAAUAACAUAUUAAUUUAUCUUUUAUAUUUCAGAAUAAAAUGUAUUUAUUUUAAGGUGUAGGGAUUAAUUUCAGCUUUCAUCUUUUUCAAAGAUUUUUAAAUUAUGUGCUUGUUUAAUGUCUCACUUCUAACUAAUAGCAGAAUGGUACUACCUUAUUAGCAAUUUUUGUUUGGGACUAUUUUAUCUUUUUUUGUACAAAUGCAGUGAUGCAGACACAACAUAUUAUUAAAAUUUACCUGUUUGUAA